Acanthocheilonema viteae is the source of this 1902-nucleotide messenger RNA. Lineage: Eukaryota; Metazoa; Nematoda; Chromadorea; Rhabditida; Onchocercidae. The record is from the annotation of a GenBank genome assembly.
AUGAAGAAAGCUGAUAGCACUACCACGUCAUUGCCGUAUAAAUCAUCACCAGAAGCGAAAGUAAAGAGAGAAGAUGAACAAACAGCAAAAACGGUAUUAUCAGAAGUAAGCAUAAAUAUGGAAAGUCCUUGUGGAAGCUUAGCUGUUCGAAAGAGUGAUGUCCAAAACGAGGGAAUCGAUAACGUGAUCAAAAAACCAGAAAAAUCAAAUGAACAAGAAAAUAUUUGUACUACAAUGAAAAUACCGGAAGUUGAAUUAUGUAACAUUCAUAUUGAUCAAAGUAAGUCGUGUGACGUUACACCGAUACGAAGAAGAACGGAUAUGGAAGGGUAUCUUCGAGAUGACAGGAAAGAUUUAUUGAGUGAAACGAGAAAAUCAACCGAUAUUGAUCGUUCUUCACAAAAAACAAAAAAGAAAAAAGCUUUUGAAGAAAACGCAAAACAUACUGCUCAAAGAGAAAACGAUUGUCAAGGUUGCAAAAUCGCAGAACGUGAGUUAAAGAUUCUUGCAGCACAGUUGAAAGAAUUAGAAAGGGAAGUGAAAUCAAAAUUGAAAAUAAAAACAUCUGGUCCUGAAAUUUUCUCGAAAAAGGAAGAAUUGAAAAAAAAGAUUGAAGAGCUUGAAAAUGAAAUAGCAAUUCAGCGAAGUCAAUAUGAAAAGGAAUUGGAAAAAAAUUGCAGGGAAAAAGAACGAUUAAAAAUAGAAUUACUAAAAGUCGAGGAAAAAAUUAGUAUUUUGGAAAAAGAAACAGAAAGAAAGAAGAAGGAAUGUGAUCAAUACGUGUUCACCAUAGUGGACAUGCGAAAUAAUUUCAAAAAACGUCUUCGAGAGAAAGAAAAUGAUGUGAGACGUUGGACGGAAAUAAACGAAAAGAUAAAAGAACAAUUGUAUCAAUCGAGUAAAUCGAUGACACGACGUUAUGAAAUUAUGCUAAAGGAAUCAUGCGAGGAUAAUUUGAAGCUUUACAUUCACCUUCAGAAGGUUACAAAAAUUCUUGAAAGCAAAGAUUUUCAAACGUUGCAAUCAGAAAUAUUUCAUCAACAAUUGCGGAAAAAAAUGAGUGAAUUAUUGCAAAAAUUCAAAAAUGAAGUGAACAGUACGAAUUUCAAAUGGUUAAGUGAAGAAGAUGCACGUCGUGUUGUUGGUUAUUUUGAAGUAAUAGUAGAAACGAUUUUGCAUAAAAAGCCCUCAUUUCAUUUCUUUGUUGAUCGACUUACAGUUUUCAUCGAGGAAAAAAUUCUUAGUGAGCAAUCACAAUCGUGCGCAGGUGGUCGUAGUAUGAAAGAAUCGGUCAAAGGCCAAGAAUCGAAAACUUUCAAAAUGUUCAAGGAAAAAUUCCGGGAAAAGAUUCACUCAAUGUUGAAAGAGUUUAUGGAAAAACAGCAAAGAAAUCUAUCUGAAAAUAUGUCGACAAUAUUAAGUCACGUAGAAAAUGCUAAUCAAAGAAUUGAUUUAAUAAAUACGGAUUUAAUAAAUCAUGUUGAAAAUAUGAACGAUAUAAUUACUGCCAUUGAUAAUAAACAACGUCAUCUUCAAAAGAUUGAAGAAGUGUUGGAUUAUGGUAGUGCUUUGAUGAAGAAAUUUCUUGAUCGAAGGAAUAUUCCCACAUUGAAUUUUGAUGAAGAAAAGAGUAAACUGAGAGAAUCGUGUAUCUCUCUUACCGAUGGAUAUAUGAAGCUUAAAAAAAAGGUAGAAAAGCUGGAAAAGAUGCAAGAAGAACUUUCGUCAGCUUCCAAACAACGGAUGAAUCAAAGUAUGGGUGUACGUACUCCAAAUGAUGAAUGGCGUCAUAAAGUGACGCGAAGAUUCAGCUCUUCGCCAUAUGAAAGAAAACGUCAUCAUGAAGGAAUUACUCGUCGAAGAGCAACAGAAGGAAUGUGGAAAGAUAUGAGGAACGAAUGA